UGAAGCUUGUAUUCUGUUUGCAAUUUACAUCACAGACUAUGUUUGCUGGCGUUUGAAGAUUGUCGGCAUUUGGCAUUGCAAUAACUUGGAAAUAACCUUAUAUUCUUUCCGCGAUUAGGUUCCUCAAUUAGUAAUUACUGUGAAACUCUUGUCAGACAAAUCAUAAACCCAAUUUAAGAUAAGAGUCCUUUCUGAUUUGCGUGGUUUAAAGUUUUAUGUGUUUAAAAUUUGUUUGAAAAGUGAAUAAAUUUUAACGUAGCUUGCCAAUAGUUUGUGUGAAUACUUAAAAUGGUUCGUGGUUCUGGACGUGGUGGUCGUGGAAUGCCAGGUCGCGGUGGAAUGGGCCGUCCUUUGUAUAAUAGACCCAGAGUUAUGAUGCUAAGACCUCCAUUCGACUUGAUACUUGCAGAACCAGCGUUUCCUAGAUGCAAACCAGCCCCUGAUGAUUCAGUCUUAACACAGGCUCUUCUCAAGAGACAUGCGGAACUGUGUCCAACUCCUGCAGAACAGAGCACUGUCCUGAGCUUAGUCACAAAACUACAGACAGUGCUUGAUAACCUUGUUGUUGCACCAGGGGACUUUGCAGCAUGUCAAUUAGAAGAGGUGAGACAAGUUGGCUCAUAUAAGAAGGGUACAAUGAUGGCAGGGAAGAAUGUGGCCGACAUUGUUGUGAUAAUGAAGACACUGCCCACCAAAGAAGCUGUUGAGGGAUUGUCAAAUAAGGUAAACGAGGAGCUGAAUAAAUUGAUGCGCGCAGAGUGCCUCGGCAAUGUGACUUCUGCUUGCCACGAGAGAGGAUUCACCGUGUCGACCACAACGGCCGCCGUGCGCGUUCUGGUCACCACUCUCCACCAGAACCUGAGGAAACUUGAGCCUGAGGUUCAUUUGGAGUACAAAGUGAUCAGCAGUCACUUGGCCGCUAUCAGACACAGCCGAUGGUUCGAGGAAAAUGCACAUCACUCCUCUAUUAAGGUACUCAUUCGGUUGCUGCGGGAUAUGUGCGCUCGUCACAGCGGUCUCGAACCCCUGACCCCGUGGAUGAUAGACCUGCUGGCGCACCACUGCAUCAUGAACAACCCCUUGCGGCAGGCGCUGCCCAUCAACGUAGCGUUCAGACGCGCGCUGUCGCUGCUAGCGGGCGGUCUGUUCCUCCCGGGGUGCGCGGGGCUUCCCGACCCGUGCGAGGCGGCACACGCCCGGGCACACACGGCGCUCGACUUGCCCGCGCAGGACCACGCAGCCGCCACCGCGCAGACGUUACUGCGCGUGGUGGCUCGCGGAGGUCACCGCUACGUUCUGGGGCUGCAGCCGUUCGAGGGAGGAAAGGACAUCUCCACGGAGAUCACGGUGUGGGACGGCGUGGUGGUAUCACCACUCGCGCCCGCUUACAACGAAACACCCGAGCCCAUGGACACAGACGACAAAGAUGAGGAAGGUGUUCAAGAUGGCGUCGCUGCGUAGACUAAGCUAUACAUUAUAUUUACUAUGACAUAAAUAAAUUUUUAUUUAAAGCGUA
This is a messenger RNA of Leptidea sinapis, 1516 nucleotides long. RefSeq names its product interleukin enhancer-binding factor 2 homolog. Bases 289 to 1461 code for a protein of 390 amino acids. Lineage: Eukaryota; Metazoa; Arthropoda; Insecta; Lepidoptera; Pieridae. The record is from RefSeq and is a predicted model, not a curated record. The transcript is spliced from 9 exons.